GGGUGAUAUUCGGACUCCUCCCUCCCUGUGGAUCAUUCUGCAGCCGGCGGCCCGGACAGCGGAGCGUUUUUUCGGGCGAAGCAGCGAGAGAAGGAACCUGCCAGGCCCCAGGAUGAGUCAGCUGAAGGAGCGGUUCGGGUCCGUCCUCCACGAGAAGAACUUUUUCACCGAGCUGCUGGCGACGCUGGAGCAGAAGAGCGGGGUGAAGAGGGAAUAUAUCAGCCUGGGUGCGCUGAGUUUCCUCGGGCUGUACCUCCUGUUUGGAUAUGGAGCAUCGCUGCUCUGCAACCUGAUUGGCUUCCUCUAUCCAGCAUAUUUCUCCAUUAAGGCCAUCGAGAGCAAUGUGAAGGAGGAUGACACCCAGUGGCUGACCUACUGGGUCGUCUAUGGGCUCUUCAGCAUCGCUGAGUUCUUCUCGGACAUCUUCCUCUCCUGGUUCCCCUUUUACUAUGCCGGCAAGUGUUUGUUCCUGGUGUGGUGUAUGGCUCCAGUGUCGUGGAACGGAUCCAACAUCUUGUACAGUCGCUUGAUCCGGCCGUUUUUCCUGAAACACCAAGCCGCGAUGGAACACGCCGUCAGCGAUCUGACUGCCAAGGCCAAGACCAUCACUGACGCCGUUACAAAGGAGGCUGUUAACCAGGUCCUCAACCAUGACAAGAACCAGUGAGACACAUUGGAAGGCCUUGUGUGUUUGUGUAUGCACGUAUUUGUGUAGUUGACUAAGAGACUGUGUGUUUGUUUGUCCGCUCCCUUCCAUGACGAAUGAUGACGAUCCCCCCCCGUCAUGAGGUGAAAUGAAGCUUCACACUCAUCCAUGUCGCUUUACUGCCAUGUGCACUGCUAAGACAAUCGGUGAAACUGUGACAUUUUUAUGAGAUCUUAUUUUCUUUGUUGUUGUGUGACACUAAGUGGGAAGAUGUGGGGUGAUUGUGUACCAGCAGGUUUCAGCAACACUGCUGAUGUCGUCAUUAUUUUGUCUAUUUGAGCUGUUUGAGACAGAAAACUGACACUGAUACUCUCACAGAAGGAGAUUGCCUUAAAAUCAGAAUUUUCUAACAUUUUCUAACUUUUACAUGUCGUCAGUGUCUGCAUCGCUGUUUUAAACACCUUAUUGUCACGUGUGCCAAGCAGAAUGUGAAAUGGUUCUUACCCUGUCUAACUGGAAGACUUCUGUCUGUUGAUAUGUCUUAAUUUAUCAAGUCAAGGUGUUGAAACAGUAAAACUGGAAUCAUGUCAAACUGAAAA
Messenger RNA from Paralichthys olivaceus (Japanese flounder), 1245 nucleotides. RefSeq names its product receptor expression-enhancing protein 5. Lineage: Eukaryota; Metazoa; Chordata; Actinopteri; Pleuronectiformes; Paralichthyidae. The record is from RefSeq and is a predicted model, not a curated record.